This is a messenger RNA of Ilex paraguariensis (yerba mate), 2088 nucleotides long. NCBI's taxonomy places the organism in Eukaryota, Viridiplantae, Streptophyta, Magnoliopsida, Aquifoliales, Aquifoliaceae. The record is from the annotation of a GenBank genome assembly.
AUCAAUGGCGGAGGAGAUAUAGAUAUAUCCUUGUUAAAUCGACUGGGUUUAAGCGAGAAUUGAAAAAUGCAGUCAAAUCUUCGUAUCUUUAGAACCCUAAUCCACCGAAUCAACAACAUUAAUAACGGCACGACGCGAUUGUACUACACAAAUCGACUGAACAAGGAGUCAUUGUACUCUAGAAUCAGUCCUCUAGGAAACCCUAGCCUGAAUUUGACCCCAGAGCUCGAUGAAUGGGUCGAGAAAGGCAAAAAGGUUCGAUUCGGUGAGCUCAAGCGCAUCAUUCACGAUCUCCGCAAGCGCAAACGCUUUUCUCAAGCCCUCCAGGUUUCCGAGUGGAUGAAUAAAAAAGGUAUCUUUUCAUUUACGCCAAUUGAACAUGCAGUGCAGUUGGAUCUCAUUGGUAAGGCCCAUGGGUAUGUUCAUGCGGAAGGCUAUUUCAAUAACUUGAUGGACCAAGAGAAAACUGAUAAGACAUACGGUGCUCUCCUGCAUUGUUAUGCCCGACAACGCCAAACUGACAAGUCCCUGUCUCAUCUGCAGAAAAUGAAGGAGAAGGGCUUUACUUUGUCACCCCUUACUUACAAUGACAUUAUGUGCCUUCACACAAAUAUCAGUCAACAUGAGAAGGUCCCUGAGAUUUUAACCGAGAUGAAGGAAGAUGGAGUUCCCCCUGAUAAUCUGAGCUACAGAAUCUGCAUCAAUUCAUAUGGAGUCAGAUCAGACAUUGAAGGAAUGGAAACAAUUUUGAAAGAAAUGGAGAGCCAAUCACGCAUUGUCAUGGACUGGAACACAUAUACAGUUGUGGCAAAUUUCUACAUUAAGGCAGGCAUAAAAGAUAAGGCAAAUCAAUUCCUAAAGAAAGCAGAGGAGAGGCUAGACAAUAAAGAUGGUCUUGGCUACAACCAUCUUAUCUCACUCCAUGCUCAGCUGGGAAAUAAGGGCAAGGUCCACAGGUUAUGGGAUCUUGAGAAGAGUGCUUGUAAGAGGUGCAUCAACAGGGAUUAUAUAAAUAUGCUGGAAUCUCUGGUGAGGCUUGGCGAACUCGAAGAAGCAGAGAAAUUGCUGAAGGAGUGGGAGUCAUCUGGAAACUGCUAUGAUUUUCGAGUACCAAACACCAUCAUUGUUGGGUAUACUAACAGGCACUUAUACAAAAAAGCUGAGGCAAUGCUUUUAGAUGUGAUGGAGAAAGGAAACGCUCCAACACCAGAUAGUUGGGGCAGGGUUGCAGCAGGGUACCUGUAUAAAGGUGAGAUGGAGAAGGCUUUGGAAUGCAUGAAAGCAGCACUUUCUUUACAUGUGAAAAAUAAAAGAUACAAGCCUAACCUUAAGGUAAUUACAAGCAUAUUGAGUUCACUAGGCGAGAAAGGCAGCAUUGAAGAUGUUGAAGCUUUCAUUGAUUCCCUGAGGACUGUUUUCUCAAUAAACAGACAGAUGUAUCAUGCCUUGAUGAAAGGUUACAUCAAAAGUGGUAAAGCAGUUGAUGGACUUUUAAACAGCAUGAAAGCUGAUCAAAUAGAUGAAGAUGAAGAAACAAAGAUGAUUCUAGGAAUGAAGCAGAACACAAGUUAAAAGUCUGAAACCUAUUAUUUACUUCCAUGGCAUGACUGAAUGUUGCCCUCAGUGAUCUCUGUUCUAAUGACUCUGGAUUUUAACCCACACAGGAUCGUCCUUUGUCCCAUGAGAAAAUAACCGGAAAGAAACUGAACACGCAGUCAUGUGUUUUCCUAGGGAGACCAUCUUGCCAACUUACAUACAUAGAGGAUCAAGGGCCCUCUUGUUUUGGAAACAAACUCUAUGCUUUCAUGCAAGGAUUUUGAACUUUUGUCUCUCUACUCAUUUACAAAGGAACCGAUGCUAACAUGUUUGAUAGGAAGGAUAUACAAGUCGAAGGAAAGAAAGUUAGAGGAAUGCAUUUAUGGGAAAGAAACCUUAUUUGCCUAUGGGAAGAGAGAUGAAAUGCAAGAAGUAUGUGUUUCUUUUACAUUCGAUAUAACUUCUCUAUCAUAUUAUAGGACCAAAUUAAUAUCCAUAUUAAGAAAUAUUAAAACAAAUAUCAUAUGUUGUAGGACAUGUACAUCUUUCCUA